UUCCAUUCCCGUCGUCCACUUCCCCUGUUCUUUCACUUCUCCUGCCCAGUCGGGCUCGCCUGUCUAGGCUAGACUUGGUAGAUCCCCCACAAUGACAGGGCGUCCUAGUCUCACCCAGCGGAGUUUUCGCUCGAUUAGCGGGACAAGGAGAGACAUCACCCCCUCGCCCGGUCGGUCGCUGCCCGGCGUGCGGAGAAUUACCUACUACGCCUUUUUGGUCCAAGGGCGCAUGUACUCCAGCUGUGUUCCCAAGCACGGCAGACUCGUGGCUCGUCGUAUAAACUUGGUCUUGUCUCUCGCGAGAUAACCACUUUGUUUCCCGCUUGUCCUGUUCUCUGUUGGGAUUUUCCCGUACUGUCGGGGGCUUUUGACUUUCUCACUGUCCUUUUUUUCUCUUGAACAUCUCCCCCAGAUCAUCCCAGAUCCUAUUAUCCCUCCGUCAAGUGCCAUCAACAUCCGGAUAUCCACCAUGGCUUCCCACACCGAAGAAGACCCCGUCUUCUCCUACUCCCAAUUCGCCUGCAUCGGCACCGGCUUCUCCGCCAUCGGCCUCGGCGCCACCCUGCAGCGCUGGUACGGCAUCACCGACAUCCGCUUCUUCGACAAGCAGUCCCAGCUCGGCGGCACCUGGCACGUGAACCAAUACCCGGGCUGCGCCUGCGACGUGCCCUCGGCGCUCUACUCGCUCUCGUUCGAGUGCAACCCCAACUGGACGCGCGUGCUGCCCACCUACACCGAGCUGUGGGAGUACCUCAACCGCGUGGCGCGCAAGUAUGACCUGGUCGAGAAGAUGACGUUCGACGCCGCGGUGGAGCGGUGCGUCUGGAUCGAGGAGAAGGGAAGGUGGAGGAUGUGGAUUAGGCAGAAGAAUACGGGGCAGGUGAUUGUGCAUGAGUGUCAGUUUUUGUAUAGUGGUGUUGGACUCUUUGAUCAGCCGAGGGAGCUGGGGAUCCCAGGAGCGGAAAGCUUCGAAGGACCGAUGUUUCACUCGGCGAGGUGGCGGCAUGAUGUCGAUCUGACGGGGAAGAAGGUGGUGGUGUUCGGCAACGGGUGCACGGGGGCGCAGAUUGUGCCGGCCAUCGUGGACAAGACGGCGAGCUUGACGCAGGUGGUACGGUCCAAGCAUUGGGUGUAUCCGGCGAUCGACGAGAAGGUGCCGUUCUGGCUGAUGUUUACGCUGGCAAAUGUCCCGGGCACGAUGCAGAUCCAGCGGUUCUUGACGUUCGUCAAUGCGGAGCUGGAAUACAUUGGGUUUAGGGAUGGAAAGAUUGCCAAGGCGUGGCGCAAGAAGAGGCAAAGGCAGGUGGAGGCGUACAUGCGGGCGACGGCGCCGGAGAGGUAUCACGACCUGUUGAUCCCGGACUUUGAGGUCGGCUGCAAGAGGAGGAUAUUCGACUCCGGGUACUUGGAGAGCCUGCAUAAUGAGCAUCUGAGGCUGACGGAUGAGCCGGUGGAGGAGAUAUUGUCGAAUGGACUGAGGAUGAAGAGCGGUGAGAUCGUGGAGGCCGAUGUCAUUGUCAUGGCCAAUGGCUUCAAGACCAAUCAAUUAUUCCUCGACUGCGAGAUUGUCGGCCGUGGGGGAGAGACGAUCCACGAACAUUGGAAAUCGUUUGGCGGUGUUGAGGCGUAUAACUGUGAAAGUCUCAGCGGUUUUCCCAACUUUUUCCUGCUGGGAGGUCCCAACACAGCAACAGGCCACACCUCAUUCCUCAUCGCCUCCGAAAACGCCAUCAACUACUCCCUGCGAAUCAUCGAGCCGCUCCUCAAAGGCAAGGGAAGCGUGGCCGAAGUGAAGCGCGAAGCAGAAGAGAAAUACGUCCAAUGGGUGCACGGCGCCCUACAGGACACCGUUUUCUCCACCGGAUGCACCAGCUGGUACAACCGUGCCGUGGAUGGCAGGAAACCGUGGAACGCGGCGGCCUACCCGUGGUCCCAAGCCCACUAUUGGUACUCUUGUUUGUUUCCGUCGUGGAAGGAUUGGCGGUUCAGUGUAAGUUUUUGCGUUUGCUUUGCUUUGCUGUUAACGUUGUCACCUUGCCCAUCCUACGGGAGGAGGCUUGUUGAAAGAUUACACAGACGAAUGUUGCCUGUCGAACACUGACUGACAUGUGUUUGACAACCACAGGGCCAAACGGGAAAG
Neurospora tetraspora is the source of this 2140-nucleotide messenger RNA. RefSeq lists its product as uncharacterized. Lineage: Eukaryota; Fungi; Ascomycota; Sordariomycetes; Sordariales; Sordariaceae. The record is from RefSeq and is a predicted model, not a curated record. Gene Ontology annotation, molecular function: NADP binding; N,N-dimethylaniline monooxygenase activity; flavin adenine dinucleotide binding. The transcript has 2 exons. Bases 470 to 2101 code for a protein of 543 amino acids.